GUGAUGCAUGAACAAUUUGCCCCAAUCGAGCUCUGACGAUUAGUUGUUCUCAGCUAUGAGAAGCUCCCGAAUAUGCUGCUCAGUUACCCAAUACGUCCGCCCUCCCUCACCCCGCUCCCAUCCCUGCAUAACCCCUUCCGACCUGCACGCCCACCUGACCAGCUCUAACCCCUCUCCCCUCCUUCUCCCUGGUCUCAUAAGACACUGGCCGGCGCUCCUCAAUUGGAAACUGACUAAGGGCCUAGGGAACCUCAGGUCUACGGAUGUGGAAGACAAGUUGGUGGACGUGGAAUUGGGAGGAAAGGGGAAGAGUUAUAUGGACCCGGAUCAUCGGAGGGUUCAGAUGCCCUUAGGUCUCUUUAUGGACGCAUUCAUCCUCUCCAAGAUCCCCGGUUCGGAGCAGACCGAGACGACGGGUUAUCUAGCUCAACAGGACUUGUUCGACCUGAUCCCGAGUCUGAAUGCCGAUGCUCCCACACUCCCUCACAUAUCCCAGAGCGGACCCCGAGGACAAGCUUGGAGACGCAACGUCUGGGUCGGGAAAUGGACGUUUACGCCUAUUCACCGGGAUCCAUAUUGUAACCUCUUUUGUCAAGUCGUCGGUACAAAACGCCUGCACAUCUUCCACCCCGCUCAACACUCCCACCUCUACAUCUCCAUCACACCACCUCAAACCAACACCUCCCUGAUCCCUCACCCACCAUCCUCUUCGAAACUCGACUGGAAACAAUAUCCCAUGCUGCGUCGGGCGCUGGAAGACGUUCGAACGACGAGCUGCGAGGUGGGGCCCGGGGAAUCGGUCUUGAUCCCGGAAGGGUGGUAUCAUUGCGUAGAGAGCGUCGGAGAUGAGCCGGCGGUCUCGGUGAACCAUUGGUUUAGGUAAGGAACAGAAGGCGGGGAUUAUCUGAAUGGUAAUUGUGCCGAUCAGGAGUUAAAGAUGUGAAGCUGGUCAUCAAGCGGGAUCUUCGGGAUACCGUGUCAUUGACGUCUAUCGGAAGCUUGUGCUCAGGAUACCGUAUCUUGGCACAGUGACCGGACCCCCAACAUGACUGGUAGCGGAAACGUGAUGAAGCGCCCGAGAGUCGGUCAAGCGGAGCGUGCUAUGAACUUAGAAGCGGUCCUGCUGGCAAUAGUUGCGGCUGCAGGACACUCGAACACACGGCCUAAUGUGCCGUCGAUGUGUAUGAGAAGACCGACCGGAAGUCGGCAAACGAGCUGUACUCCUUCCCUGUAGUGCCAUGAGUUGAGCACCGAUACGUCGAUAGAUUCAGACCGUUAC
Filobasidium floriforme is the source of this 1279-nucleotide messenger RNA. RefSeq lists its product as uncharacterized. Gene Ontology annotation, molecular function: 2-oxoglutarate-dependent dioxygenase activity. Bases 56 to 883 code for a protein of 275 amino acids. The record is from RefSeq and is a predicted model, not a curated record. The transcript has 5 exons. Lineage: Eukaryota; Fungi; Basidiomycota; Tremellomycetes; Filobasidiales; Filobasidiaceae.